Molecule: messenger RNA, 1260 nt
Organism: Spinacia oleracea (spinach)
Lineage: Eukaryota; Viridiplantae; Streptophyta; Magnoliopsida; Caryophyllales; Amaranthaceae
Exons: 4
Coding region: 1-1260 (419 amino acids)
Source: RefSeq, a predicted model, not a curated record
AUGGCCCUUCCUGGAAAGUAUUGCCUUGGUUCUGUCUCUUAUUCUAUCCUAGUGAAUGGAUUUCCUACCAAACCAAUUCCAGCAAAGAAAGGUUUGAGGCAAGGGGACCCCAUGUCCCCUUAUCUGUUUGCUAUAGAUGAUCUGCUGAUGUUUGCUAGGGCUUAUAUUCCUUCUGUGUCUGCUAUUUUUCAAGCUUUUACUAAAUUCUCAAAAGCUUCUGGUUUGGAAGCUAAUUUGCAUAAGAGUGAUGUGUGCGUUGCUGGUGUAUCUGAUACUGCUGCUAGUCAAAUUGUUGAUGCUUUGGGCAUAGCUAAAGGCUCAUUUCCUUUUAAGUAUUUGGGGGUCCCACUUACUACCAGGAAACUUAGUUAUACUGAUUGCAAGCCUUUGAUUGAAAAAACAGUUGCUAGGAUCAAAAGUUGGGCUACUAAGUUUCUGCCUUAUGCUGGAAGACUGCAACUAGUAAGAUCAGUGCUGUUUGGGAUUCAACUCUAUUGGUGCCAGAUCUUUGUCAUGCCUAAAAAGAACAAGGCAGCUGUGUUGAAGCACUACUGGGCUUUGUCAAUGAAGCAAGACAGAUUAUGGAUCAAGUGGAUGCAUACAUACUAUGUGAAACAUCAUAACUUCUGGACUAUGCAAGUUCCUAAUGGGCUUACUUGGUCUAUGAGGAAAUUUUGGGCAAAUAGAGAAGUGUUUGUGGAUUUUGGGGAUAUUGAUCAGUUCAUCACUCAUGGAAAAUACAGCAUUCAAAAGAUGUAUCUUCACUUGAGGCAAAAUGCAACUACAGUUAGUUGGAAGAGAAUUAUAUGUAACAGUAAAGCUAGUCCAAAAGCCACAUUUAUUGUUUGGCUAGCCCUUCAGAAUAGAUUAGCUACUAAAGAGAGAUUGCUAAAAUGGAAUAUGCAGAUUGAUGGUGGCUGUGUUAGUUGUCAGACACAGGUUGAAACACUGGAACACUUAUUUUAUGAGUGUAUUUUCUCAAAAAGGGUGUGGAGUUCUGUGUUGAGCAAAAUUGGAGUAGACAUAACAAUUCAGACCUGGCAAGGAGAGAUUGAUUGGGAAGCAAAGAAGAGCAGAGGUACAAAGCCAAGGGACAAAAUCUGCAAUAUGGCAUUUGUGGAAACAAUUUACAAUAUCUGGCUGCAAAGAAACUCUAAAGUUUUUAAAAGCAGUAUUGAUUAUGUUGAUGUAAUUAGCUCGAGGAUUGUUUUCCUUAUUGCUUGUAGAUGUGAUGAUCAGAUGAGGAAGUGUUUGGUUUGA